CUUCUGAGCAAGAGACUUCCUCCAAUGUGCCGCGCGCUGCGUUUUAACCAAUCGCAGCCCGUCAAGAAAAGAAACUACGAUUCCCAUGAUGCCGGAGAGACGCUCGACGUACAGUUCCCGCCAAUGGGAGCGCUCACAGAAAAUUUAAACCUGACCGCUGACAAAGUGAGCUGGAUCGUAACUAGUUGAAGCAAGUACGAGAAAAGAGGGAGACUUUAAACUUUGUUUCGAGACUGAUACGUUAUACCACGUACGUGGCAUUUAGUACAAUGGAUCUGGUCACUUACGAGGAAACUAAGAUGUACUUUUAUGAGAACAGGCUGAAGACGUAUUCGGGGUGGCCGUUCGAGGAUGGCUGCGCUUGUACUUCGGAAAACAUGGCCAGGGCCGGGUUCAUCCACACGCCGUCGGAGAACAGCCCCGACACGGCACAGUGCUUCUUCUGCCUCAAGGAGCUGGAGGGCUGGGAACCGGAGGACGAUCCUGUGAAGGAGCACAAAGCCCAUUCACCAGCCUGCAGUUUCAUCACGCUGAAGAAGUCUGUGAACGAGCUCACAGUCGAGGAGGUCAUCAGACUGCAGAAAGAGAGGGAGAAGUUUCUCAUCAAAAAGAAGUGCAAUCACAUCAUCGAGAAAUUCGAGGAUGCAGCCAAAUCGCGGAGGGCCGAGUUGGUUAAAACGGCCAUGGACAAGGACUGAUGGACUGCGGGUUCUGUGUCGGUUCUGUGCGGACUCCAAUCCUCAGUGAUCCUCCUGAAAUUUUUAAUUUGCCGUCUUUCAUAUUUGUGAGGUUUUUUUUUUUAUUAUUCUGAAGACCGCCUCAUCCAUUACCUGAAAUAUGUACGCUUACUUUCAUGCCUCGCUAGGCGGACAGAUGUUUUUGUUGCUGCUCAGGCAUUACAAGAAGAACAUUUUUCUCUGUCUUCAAAUUCCACCUCCUUAACUGCUGUUGUGCUUGAUUAUUGUGUGACGCUAACUAGUUAUGCAACCGUAGUGACAUAUGGCUGUUUUUCACUCGUGGCCCCACAGAAAGGGGGUUAUUCUCCAGCCUGUCUGUUGUUGUCAUUGAUUACGGCUCAUGUCUGUCGCUUUCAUUUCCGCUGUUUAUCUGUUUAGUUUUCCAAAACUCCUGUGAUGAUUUCACUUCAGCAAAUGCUAGCAAGAUCUGGGAUCUGUCCUAACCUUUUUUUUUUUAUAUAAAUAUACAUUUUUCUGUUUUUGAAAUUCUGUAAAUAAAUUUGCGUGCAUUUGGUGACCUUU
This is a messenger RNA of Brienomyrus brachyistius, 1259 nucleotides long. RefSeq names its product baculoviral IAP repeat containing 5a (gene birc5a). The record is from RefSeq and is a predicted model, not a curated record. NCBI's taxonomy places the organism in Eukaryota, Metazoa, Chordata, Actinopteri, Osteoglossiformes, Mormyridae. Bases 270 to 698 code for a protein of 142 amino acids. The transcript has 4 exons.